AUUCUAUUGAGUUCUCUGCACUCUUAAAAGCAUUAAGAACAAUGGCUUUGUUAAAGCACUUGGCACUUCCUCUGGACUGAAAGACUGAACGACCCUGGACUGUUAAUGUAUUGUUAUGAUUUGACAAUAAUGACAAUUGUUAUUGGUUUUUCAAGCAUUCAAUAAAAAAAAUAAAAAAAUAAAAUAAAAACAUUUGCUGAACAUGCUUUCAUUUAUUUCGGCAUUGUGGUCAUGUAAGGAGACACUGGAUUUGACUGUUUUUAUAAGUCCCGACUCCAUCUUUUCUCUGUGUCUAGAAAAUGUUUUAUUUAGUUUUAUUUGUCACCAAAAAUAAAACAUAAGAGUAUUAAAUUAUUAAUUGUAUUUUAUUUUCGCCAAACAUUAUAUAAACAAAUGGAAAUAUAGUAAAUCCAAACCCUUGUAUUUGAUUCUUGAACUAGAGCUUAAAAUAUAUCAAAAGCUAAUCUAUUCAACAAAUAGCCUAUAGAAAUAAUUGACUUUGUUUUUAAAGCAUCCUUUUAAAAACUGCAUUUAAGAGAAAACAUUUGAACAAAAAUCUGUCUUGCGCCUCAAUCUAAAGGGCUGAAUAUGUUCCUUGACAUUAGGUGGCGCUGUGCGAUUGUGCAGUUGAUUUGCAACGGGCCUAUAAACACACUGAAGAAGAAAUCAGCUGCUAUGUAGGGCUGUAAACAGGAAACAUGCUUAAAUUAAGAUAAAAAAUACAUAACUAACUUGAAACAACAUAUGGUUAAGUUUUGUUAGGAAUAUUUUCUAUUUUUCAUUUUUAUAAUUUGCGACGCUAAUUUGACUAGUUGUAGCUAUUUCAUACAUUAAAUGAGGAAGUUAUUUUUUGCUUUCCGCUACAUUUCUAAGUAGUGUUUACAUAACCUGAGAUAUAUAUAUAUAUAUAUAUACAGUACUACUAAACGCACGUUAAGGUGUUCUGAACUUUAGCAGGCUUCUUUAUUAUCAUGGCUUCUUCGUUUAAAAUCGGAGAGAGAUUUCGGGAGAAGGCGAGAGAUUUGCUGGAGGAAGAACCCUCCGCCGCCGUGUCAGAAGAGCUGAAGGAAGAAUUGAAGGCUCUGACAGAUCAGUCCAUCAUACCAUUCAAGACUGUGAGAAAACUACACAAGCUUCUUCGAGAAAAUGGGCAUCCAGUGUAUCUUCAUGAACUGUUUGAGGACAGCACACUUCAUCUUCCAGAAGUUAUCGCACCUCCAAGGAACCCCCAGUUGGUGGCCCGCUUAGAAAAAAUUAAAGCAAAACUUGCCAAUGAAGAAUAUAAGAGAAUAACACGGAAUGUAAAUCCACAGGAAAUGAAUCAUCAUGGAACUUUAGCAGAUUUUGGACGACAAGUGCGUUCCGUGAAGGCAGUUGUUGUUACUGUAUUCAACUUCCUGGUGACUGUAGUUGCAGCAUUUGCCUGUUCAUAUCUGGGCAGCCAGUAUAUCUUCACUGAGACUACAGCGAGAGUAAUAGCUGCAGUGAUUGCAGCAUCUGUUGUUGGUCUUGCUGAGCUUUAUGUUCUGGUCCGAACUAUGGAGGGAGAACUUGGAGAGCCCUGAUACCAACUAAAAUGAUCCAAUAUUGCAAUAUUU
Molecule: messenger RNA, 1598 nt
Organism: Sinocyclocheilus grahami
Lineage: Eukaryota; Metazoa; Chordata; Actinopteri; Cypriniformes; Cyprinidae
Product: transmembrane protein 199-like
Exons: 6
Coding region: 972-1565 (197 amino acids)
Biological process (GO): vacuolar proton-transporting V-type ATPase complex assembly
Cellular component (GO): endomembrane system
Source: RefSeq, a predicted model, not a curated record